This is a messenger RNA of Aptenodytes forsteri (emperor penguin), 558 nucleotides long. Its product is annotated as C-type lectin domain family 2 member B-like. The record is from RefSeq and is a predicted model, not a curated record. The transcript has 6 exons. Lineage: Eukaryota; Metazoa; Chordata; Aves; Sphenisciformes; Spheniscidae.
AUGGGGCCAGGAGUUCAGGGCUCUGUCAGGCUCAAGCCUGGGGUGCUGGGGCUGCUGGUGGUGGUGUCCAGCAGCUGUGGCAAGCGGUACACACUCCAUGUGGUGUGAGCCCUGGUGCUGGCUGUGCUCAUGGCUCUGGUCCUGGCUUUGGCUGUGGCUGUUGCUGUAGGGGAGGAGCAGCUGCCUCCAUGUGGCCCCUCGGCGCAGGGCUCAGGAAGGCAUGAAGGGAGUCCGGAUCUGCCUGCGGCUCUGGUGCUGGCCUGUCCUGACGGCUGGGUUGGGUACUGCAAGGUCUGCUACUACCUCUCAAAGGAGGAGGGGAGCUGGGAGUGGAGCCAGGAGCAGUGCUCCUCGCUCGGGGCCUCGCUGGCUGUGCUCAAGAUGAGGUGGGAAAUGGAGCUUCUCUUGCGCCUCAAGGGCAACGUUGAUUACUGGCUUGGGCUGCGGAGGCAGGGCGAGCGCCUGGAGUGGGUGGAUGGCAGCAGCUUCAACCACAUGUUCCUGGUGCACGGCCAAGGAGUGUGUGCGUAUUUGAAGGACCAUGCUGUCACAAGUUGA